GAGGCUGAUAGUGUGGGUGUGUGAAUAAGAGAGCAACAGGGGGAAUGAGAGAACGAGGGGGUGUUGAGUCCAUCAGUGACGGAGUCAGUGUGUUUGAGACAAGUAGAGAGAGAGGGGGAGAGAUUUCCCAGCACAGUUUGAUCGGCACCUCGGUUCUCCCUCCCGCUGCGUGAGUUACGGCUCCAACACUUCCAACAAUCACAGAGGAUUUUACCCUGAGCACAAGGAGUUGACUCAAUCUGCCGGAGAUGAGCGUGGAAAUGAACGGGCGCGCCGUGCCACCUUCCAUACCUGAGGAUGGCGAAGCCCCGGACCACAUCCGCCACGGAGAGAUGAACGGCUAUCACCAGAGGCUUCAGGCUGGGGAUGGGGGCGAGGCUGAGCUCCCGGUGUCCAAGACUCAGAGGCGGAAGAGUGAUGUCAAAGUCUAUAAAGAGUUCUGUGACUUUUAUGCUCGCUUCAACAUGGCCAACGCCCUGGCCAACGCCAUGUGUGAACGGUGCAAGAGCCGCUUUGCGCCAGCGGAAAAGAUAGUGAACAGCAACGGGGAGCUUUACCAUGAGCAGUGCUUCGUCUGUGCGCAGUGUUUCCAGCAGUUCCCAGAGGGACUCUUCUAUGAGUUUGAAGGCAGGAAGUACUGCGAACAUGACUUCCAGAUGCUGUUCGCUCCUUGUUGCCAUCAGUGUGGUGAGUUCAUCAUUGGCCGUGUGAUCAAGGCGAUGAACAACAGCUGGCACCCCGAGUGUUUCUGCUGUGACCUUUGCCAGGCUGUUCUCGCAGAUGUUGGAUUUGUUAAAAACGCCGGACGGCAUCUGUGUCGCCCCUGUCACAACAAGGAGAAAGCCCGUGGACUGGGAAAAUAUGUCUGUCAGAAGUGUCACGCCAUCAUUGACGAGCAGCCGCUGCUUUUCAAGAACGACCCCUAUCACCCAGAUCACUUCAACUGCACCAACUGCGGUAAGGAGCUGACAGCGGAUGCUAGGGAACUGAAAGGCGAGCUCUACUGUCUGCCCUGCCAUGACAAGAUGGGCGUCCCAAUCUGCGGGGCCUGCAGGAGACCCAUCGAGGGCCGCGUGGUCAACGCCAUGGGCAAGCAGUGGCACGUCGAGCAUUUUGUGUGUGCUAAGUGUGAGAAACCCUUCCUGGGUCACCGUCACUACGAGCGCAAGGGCCUGGCUUACUGUGAGACGCACUACAACCAGCUUUUUGGAGACGUUUGCUAUCACUGCAAUCGUGUCAUCGAGGGAGACGUGGUGUCUGCCCUCAACAAGGCCUGGUGUGUCAACUGCUUCGCCUGCUCCACCUGCAACACCAAGCUCACUCUCAAGAACAAGUUUGUGGAGUUCGACAUGAAGCCGGUGUGUAAGAAGUGCUACGAGAAGUUCCCGUUGGAGCUGAAAAAGCGGCUGAAGAAGCUGUCCGAAGCUGCUGCACGGAAGUGAACCGACGAUUAAGCAGCUGAAGGAGAUGAAACCCUGAGGUGGCCGACCCCAUGACCCCCUCACCUGUAGCCCCACACCUGCAAAGUGCCUUGAUUUCAUCCUCCUUAAACUGGUUUAGCUUCGCUCGUCAAGUGUCUUCUUGCAUAAAUUCUGUCUUUAUACAUUCACUUGUUUCACUGCGAUUUACAUUAUAUGUUCUAUAUUUAAUAAACUAUAAGAGACCUGGAAAUAAGACUGAAAAGCUGUUCUGGCAGGUUGUUUAAUCUGUUAUCUGAAGCCAAAAUCGCCUCCUGUUAGAAUAAUAAUACAUAAACUUAAAACAAGCUAAAGAAAUAUGUUUUAUUAAAUGUUUACACACAACACAAUAAACCGUUACAGGCGUUUUACUAAACUAAAUGUGUAUUAAGUUUGAAAGGUAAAAUGACCACGUAAUGAGAAUUUGUGCUCCAGAUAAUGAUUUUGUCUAACAUGCAUCUGGAUUGAACGCAGUAUUUUAGAUGACACGUUGCAGAAUUAAUUUUAAUUUUUCAUAUAACAUGUCAACAGCUCUUAGUUUUAUACUCACAGAGACAUAAUGACAGUUGUUAUUGUAGAAAAAAGUAAGAAAUAUUUAAUUAUUAAUUUAUAAAUUAAUAAGAAAUGUAUAAAUAAUUGAUUAACAUGUUAUCAAGCGUUUCUUAAUAUUAAUUAUUCCUGGUUAUUAAGUCAUACAUAAUGGACAUUCAGUGACCUAAUUCUUAUUCGGUAAUGAAAAAUGCUUUGUUGCUGAAAAGUGCGAUACAAAUGAACUUGAUGAUGAAAAUAAUAUCACAAAUAUUAUAGUAAUGAAAUAAAUCCCCAAUUUUUUACCCACUCUUAAUUAGUCGAUUCAUAAUGCCAAAGCAGAAACCUGUGACUGUGCAGUCCACUCCAACAUCUGAACCUCCACUUGUAAAAAUCAGUUCUGUUGAAAACAAGUGCUGAACACAUCAGGUGUCGCUGUCACAGGAUUUAAGUUGCAGCAACUGCUGCCACAUGGGUCUGCGUGCGCGUGAUGCAACUUGUGGCAUGUGCAGAGACCGGAUGUGAGAGUCAUGUUCGAUGUUAAGAGCUUUUGCCUGUAAAUCCAGUGAAUGAAAGCGAUCCUCUUAACUACUUCCUCAGCUCAGACUUGCUUUGCAAAACAAAGCAGCAGCCCUCUGUUUCAAAAUAAUUAUUUAUCCGUCGUAUUUUACCUUGCAAGGCUUUGCUCUUCGUAUUUUGAUUCACUAGUAAAAAAAAAAAAAAACAUUCCACUGUUGUUUUAUGCAGAAGCACCCAAUGGACUGGUUGUUGUUAGGCAGAUCUUCAGCAGCACUAUAAAUACUCCAGGGUGUAGUUUUAUUUGCCAUGUUAUACCAUGUGUCAACUAGAUUAUGUUUUAUGGAAAGACGCCUGUGUCGUACUGUAUUUUUCCUCUGAAGACACACCAAAGUGCAUGCUUUAUGUUUUCCUUUACUGCUACCUAAAGUCCUUUACUGACACAAUAAACACAAUUUGCCCAAGCUUGAAA
Xiphophorus hellerii (green swordtail) is the source of this 2973-nucleotide messenger RNA. RefSeq names its product LIM and senescent cell antigen-like-containing domain protein 1. Gene Ontology annotation, cellular component: focal adhesion; cell-cell junction; cytoplasm. The record is from RefSeq and is a predicted model, not a curated record. Lineage: Eukaryota; Metazoa; Chordata; Actinopteri; Cyprinodontiformes; Poeciliidae. The transcript is spliced from 10 exons. Gene Ontology annotation, biological process: cell-cell junction organization; positive regulation of integrin-mediated signaling pathway; positive regulation of substrate adhesion-dependent cell spreading. The coding region runs from base 249 to 1442 and encodes 397 amino acids.